This is a messenger RNA of Chenopodium quinoa (quinoa), 618 nucleotides long. RefSeq lists its product as uncharacterized. The transcript has a single exon. Lineage: Eukaryota; Viridiplantae; Streptophyta; Magnoliopsida; Caryophyllales; Amaranthaceae. The record is from RefSeq and is a predicted model, not a curated record. Bases 1 to 618 code for a protein of 205 amino acids.
AUGGCCAAGGAAGAUGAAACCCCACCACCGCCUCCUCCUCCUUCUAAUGAGUUCCAUUCGGCACUCACCAUCUCAAACAUCAAAAACUCGAUCCCUUUGACUCUCGACUACGAGAAGGUUCAAUACUCUAAUUGGGUAGAAUUGUUUGAUAAUCACGUUUGUGCAUACAACGUUCUUGAUCACAUUGAUCCAACCGUAUCUCGUCCUAAAGAUAUUUCGGAUGCGUUAUGGAUUCGUUUAGAUGCCAUUGUCAAGCAAUGGAUAUACGGCACAAUUUCGGUUGAACUCCUACAAACAAUCCUCAAACCAAAGUCCACUGCUAGGCAGACUUGGGAUCGACUUCGGGAAAUCUUUCAAGACAACAAGACCACGAGGGCGGUGUAUCUUGAAACCCAGUUGAAUGAGCUUCAUCUUGACAGCUUGCCGAACGUCACAGCAUACUGUCAACAACUCAAGAACCUCGCUGAUCAACUUGCCAAUGUUGAUCAACCGAUCUCUGAUCAAAAGCUUUUUCUCCGACUUAUUGCGGGUCUAAACAAAACGGACUACGACACCGAUGAUUGCACAGACCGAUCCUUUACCCUCCCUCCAUACGGCUCGUUCUCGCCUUUUACUUGA